UUUAGCGGGCAUUUCAAGUGGCUCCUCUACAACAGGGCGGUGCCUUCCUUAAUCCAAGAGGGGCCUCAGUGCGGGCUGGUGGCGCUGUGGAUGGCGGGCUCCCUCCUCAGUCUGUCCCAGGACGUCUCCCUGGAGAGGAUCGUGCAGGUGGCGCUGGAGAGAGGCUACACCGCCCAAGGGGAAAUGUUCUCAGCGGCUGACAUGGCCCAGCUGGCCGAGGAGCUGUUCCAGUGCCGGGCCGAGCUGCUCUCGGGAGGUCUCGAGGGAGAGAACCGAGGCAGGAUCCUUCGCCAUCUGACCGCUGGCUGCCCCCUGCUACUGCCCUACGACGAGGACUCCAACCACGAGCCCUGCAGGAGACGCGGCUACAAAGCCCACUGGGCCGUCGUCUCAGGACUCCUGCUGGGCCUCAGGGGCGGCGCCCUCAGCCCGGCCUGCCAGGAGGACGGGGAGAUCUCCGGCCUCUUCCACCCCAGCCCGGCCUGCCCCCCGCCUGCCCCGGAGGACGUGCUGGAGAUCUACCUGCUCUCCAAGCAGGGCAAGAGCUGGCGCCCCCAGCUGUGGAGCUACCGGCAGGCACACGAGAGCAACGCCCAGCUGACCGACUUCUGCCCCAAGCGGGCGGGCGACGGCAAGGUCUACAUGGUGCCCGCGGGAGGCGUGAGGGCAGGGCUCUGCGGCAAGACCGUGCUGCUGCACCCACGGACCGCACCGAGCGCCCUGCCCCAGCCAGCUGGGCCAUCCCCUGCUGCCGAGCGCUAGGAGCCACCGGAGCGCCCGCCUGCUGCAAACUCCCUGCAGCCCUUGGGCCUGCCCAUGUUACAAGGGACAGCGGGGCCUAGUGGGUGGAGCACUGAUCUGGGACUCGGGGGGCCUGGCUCUGCCGCUCUUCCCCGCUCCGUGCCUCAGUUUCCCCUCUGCAAAAUGGGGCCAAUGAUCCUGCCGUCCUUUGCAGAGCGCCUGGAGACGGAGCGGUGCACGGGGAGGGGCAGAGCGUAGCAUACUCCGACCCACUGAGGAGACAGCCGCUGGGGUUAAAGUGCCAGGUGCGGCCCCAGCACCUUUUUGCUGAUGCCCGCCGGGCUGCGGCCAUGGGGGGGGAGCAGCUAUUUCAGGCCCUCUCCAGAGGCGCUGCUGCUCUUCUACCCAGUGACGCUUUUCAGUAUGUCCCAGAUUCCUGGUUUGGGGCCACGGCGCCAGGAAACGGCAGGUACUUGUGGCCGGCUCUGAAAAUAACUUAACGCUUCCUGUCUGCCACCUGCCACUGUUAGCUCUUGAGAGCAGGGACUGGCAGUCGGGGUCUGGGCAGCGCCCGGCACG
Molecule: messenger RNA, 1320 nt
Organism: Terrapene triunguis (Three-toed box turtle)
Lineage: Eukaryota; Metazoa; Chordata; Testudines; Emydidae
Gene: ACTMAP
Product: chromosome unknown C19orf54 homolog
Exons: 5
Coding region: 91-762 (223 amino acids)
Source: RefSeq, a predicted model, not a curated record